AUGGUGGCCACGAUAGCCCCAAAUGCCGCCAGCCAAUCAAAGCGACUGGCGGCAUGGAUGGAGGAAGAAUUCUUUCGCCCUUCUAUUCUGCGACUCCGCUUUUGUUUUCUUCUGGUCCCGGCGAAGGCAACACCCGAAAUCGUCCAGGAAAGUCGAGGGGAACCACAAAAAGGGGCGAGCGGGCCAGUCAUCACUGUCUCCUAUUUAAACCUACUCGGUUUUCGUGACUCCAACGAUGAACCGGAGGUGCAUUUGAAGUAG
Mesocestoides corti is the source of this 261-nucleotide messenger RNA. The record is from the annotation of a GenBank genome assembly. Lineage: Eukaryota; Metazoa; Platyhelminthes; Cestoda; Cyclophyllidea; Mesocestoididae.